This is a messenger RNA of Anastrepha obliqua, 4854 nucleotides long. RefSeq lists its product as uncharacterized. Bases 694 to 2703 code for a protein of 669 amino acids. Gene Ontology annotation, biological process: synapse organization. Gene Ontology annotation, cellular component: neuron projection membrane. NCBI's taxonomy places the organism in Eukaryota, Metazoa, Arthropoda, Insecta, Diptera, Tephritidae. The record is from RefSeq and is a predicted model, not a curated record. The transcript has 8 exons.
UCGUAGUGUAAGGACGUUCGACCGGGCAAAACUACGAAAACGGUGCGGACGGCAGAUUUCAUAUCUAAUAGUGUAGUACAAGUCUCAGCUGUAGGUGGCAUUAGCCUUGAUGAUGUGUAUAGUUGAUUAAAAAUUGUUAUUACAAAACUGUAUAUUUACAUACGUGUGCAUGCAUACAUGUGUAUAAUUGAAAUCUACUUUUGUGAACGAACGUAUUUGUAGUUUUAGUUUAUGUAAAUUUGUGUGACGAUAAACUUCAAAGUGCUCAUAACGUUAAAACUCCGCCGUCGCUGAGGACCUGAACAUCUGAUUGUAACCAAGAGAUAAAUGACAAUCAUCCUUCUACUAGGGCGAAUAAUGGUACAAGAACACGUGUCCAACAUAUGCGCCAAAUUGCAUAAAAAAUGAAGUGAUUCGAAGUGAUUGAUUGAUUCAAAUCACCAACCUCAUUGCCAUAAAGUAGUUUCACAAAAAAUAGCUAUGUUCUUACAUUUGUUUAAAAACUGUUCCAACAGUUUGCCAGAAACAAGCCACUCUGGGCACUCUCCUCCAAUGUACUCAAUGCGAUAAAUUUCUAAACAAACUGAGGAACGGAUAUAACGACAUUACGAUCCUACGACCUGUACUAAGGCCGCAUAAAACUCUCUUCCCGUGGGACGGAUGAGAUUUUGAGGACAUCGUGUUAAACCAACCAUGAGUUCUAUAGCUCUAACAUACGAACCCAAGGCACGUCAAACACAAUACAAACAGCAAACACAGCGAAGAUUAUCAGCUCUAUUGCCAUUAAAUAACGAGUACAGGAGGAAGAAUCUAGUGGAGCUGGCGGCUAAAGGUUGUCCUGCCAAACGCUUGGCAGCGUGUACUGAAGAUCAAUACUCCCAGCGGCGACAAAGGCAGAAAUGUACAACAAAGACAGCCAGAAACAGGUCAGUUAGUUUCGUGGAUGAGGCGAAAGCGACAGCGUCGAAUUGCAGGCUGUCUUUCUGGAGAUAUGGCGCUAAUUAUAACUUGCGGACAGACUCGAUGCUUAUGAUGAUAAUUAUAUUUGCUGUUGUAAUGGCUGUUGUGAUAUCGGAAAAAACUGUUCUGGCAGCGCAGCGCGACUCAGUAAAACAGAAGAAUCCCAAUAACCUUAGUAGUAAUGCAAAUGUAAUACCAACGGGAAGCGGAGGCGUCGCCAGUAGCGGCACCAGUGCUGUCAACGGAAAUGGGAACGGAAAUGCCAUCGGCGGUGGCAAUACCAAUCCCAACAGGCACAACAAUGAUAUUACCAACGGAAAUCCGAACAACAAUGCGUCGGCCGCAAGUAAUGGUAACUCAGCGACGGUCGAUGCCGCGGUUAAUUACGUCACCAUAGCAACGAGCACCACUGUCGCGAUUGAGACAGUAUUAAGCAGCAGCAGCAGUCCAGUCUCUAGCAGCAAUAUGCAGAAGAACGGCGGCAGCGGCGCCUUCCCUUCAGGCACAUCCGUGGUAAAUCGCAAUACGAUUGAAGUGACGGAGGAUGCUCGCAAUGGCCCGUAUUUCGACAAAGCCGCUUCAAAAAAUGUGACAGCGCUGCUUGGAAAAACGGCAUAUUUAAACUGUCGGGUAAAAAACCUGGGCAACAAAACGAUGCUUUUGCAAGUCUCCUGGGUACGUCAUCGAGAUAUUCAUUUGCUAACUGUAGGACGGUAUACAUACACAUCGGAUCAGCGAUUCCGUGCAAUACAUCAACCACAAACCGAAGACUGGAUUUUGCAAAUAAAAUACCCUCAGCAUCGAGAUUCUGGCAUAUAUGAGUGCCAAGUAUCUACCACACCGCAUAUGAGCCAUUACAUCCACUUAAAUGUUGUUGAACCUUCCACGGAGAUUAUUGGAGCACCGGAUCUGUACAUUGAGAGUGGCUCAACUAUAAAUUUGACUUGCGUCAUAUUGAAUUCGCCCGAACCACCUGCUUACAUAUUUUGGAAUCACAACAAUGCUAUAAUCAACUAUGACUCUCCGCGUGGUGGUGUAUCCGUUGUAACAAAUAAAGGCGAGACAACAACCUCCUUUUUGCUCAUAAAAACUGCUCGGCCCUCUGAUUCGGGGCACUAUCAGUGCAAUCCAUCGAACGCGAAACCAAAAAGUGUAACAGUUCAUGUAUUAAAUGGUGUUUCUCAUUCCGUUUCCAGGGGAGUUCCCAGCAGCAAUGCAGCGCGCGGGACCAGCGCAUCAUCGAAUGUCCCAAAGUCACUAUCUCCUAGUGUACCUGUCUAUGUACUUGUGCACCUUAGCGUAUGUCAGGUGGUAUAUGCAGCCAUUGGCAGCAGCUGGCACCAAGGAAGCAGAAAUGUGAGGCAUUUAGUUGCGAAGCUUCUGAGCGUACUCGCGUUGCUGGCAACCGAGCUGCUUAACAAGCGACAAGCGAAUCGAAGAAAGUGCGGAAUUUCUAACAACAACUGUGGCUGCUCCUGCAUCGACGUACAGCUCAAAGGAAAUGCGCAGCUGCAACAACAACAAUCUGUAUUCACAAAAUUCAAAGUUGCCUGUAGCGAAGUCAUUCACCGAAAAAUAAUUUCCAAAACAAGAAAAUAUUACAUUUCGAUAAGAGGCAUACUACGCUACCAACUGCUACAGUCAAGUUUUUACAAUACUAUUAAUAAAAGCUGCGGAAGUAAUAAUUAUGCCAAUACAUCUGUGUUGUUCGAUAGACACAAGUCCGAACCAGACAUCAGGUGAGUGUACUUUAUUUGAAAUCCUGUUCACAGGUUCCAUGGGCUAAUACUGAACAUGGACUCGGUGAACGGAUAUUUGAGGAAAAAUCCAAUUCAAACUCAACAAAUCCGACUAAACUAAACUAUAGGUAUGUUAUGAUAAUGAAUUCAGAAUUGUUUUCGUAUUGUAUGUAUUGUAUAUUUUUGGUAUUCGUUUGAUUUGAAUUUUUCUACUUGAGGUGAAAUAGCUGUUUUGUGUAACCGAAGGAAAGCACUUAGAAAAAUUGGAGUACAUGUAAAUUUACUCAUAAGUAAAGUUGUAAAUAAUUAUAAAAUAAUAUAAUAUAAAUUAAAAGAAAAAACAGAAAAAAUCAUAAUUAAGCGAUACAGGAAAUUCGCUUUGAUGUAGAUUACAAGUGAGUAAAAUUCUAAAUUGCAAAAAAAUAAAUAAAGUUAGUGAGAACCACUGUACUUAAAAACGUAAUUAAAGAAAGUUCAACCAAACCAGUGACUCUAAAACUAUACUAUGUAAACCGCAUACAAGUAAUUCAUUAUUAAACGAGUACGUAAAUCUGCCUGCCACACGAUUCUUAAAUGCUAUGAAAUGUUCUGUAUUUUCCAGUUGACUAGAUACAUUUUUGAGUAAAGAAAUAUUGCAACAGUAAAGGACAUUAAUAUUAAAUUCGUUGUUAAUUUGGAAAACUGCCAUAAGGGUUUUUUAUUAUUAUUUCACCCAAUCGCUCAGUUUGAAAAUAAUUAAUAAGAGAUGUAUACACAUAAUUACAUUUAAUUGUUAUGUCAUUCGAUAUACAUAUAUGACUUUUAGAUGAUUAGAGAGUAUUUCCAACCUCUUUCGUUUUCAUGCAACUGCUUCUAAUUUGCAAUGUUCUGAAACUUCUACAUUUUUUUAGCCCGCAGUCCACUUGAGAUGAGGCUUGAAUUAUUUUAUAUGCCACUACACUAUCCGCUAAAAGUAGAAAUGACUUUUGUAAGGCAAUUUUCUGCAGUAGACACUCAUACAUGCGUAAUUAUACAUGUACAUACAUAUUUAAGUAAUACAAAGUACUGAUCAAACAAAAAAACUGUACAUUUGACAUAAGGUACCUUAAAUGAAAGUUAUGAAAUUUAAUUAAAAUGAAAUUCUUAAAUUAAUAUAAUAUAAUAUACCAGUCAGUCAUACCAAUAAGCUAAAAAUUGUUACAUAUAACGGUUAGCUUAAAGUAAAAUGUUUUCAAGGUAAACCUCUAAGUGUAGCCUUUGAGAUAACUCAUACUGUUUUUUAUAAUUAAGCAAUUUGUUUUCUGUUUUCAUUCACACGAGUGCUGUAAGUUUAAGUCUUAAGUUCCGAUAAUGGCAUGGUAAACCGAAAACGUUAAAUAAGAAACCUAAAGAACACAACGCAAAAUAAAAACUGCAAUUUCGUUUGUUGUUGAAAUUUUAGCAUAGUACUACAUCACAAAGACAUACCGUAGAUAAUAAAAUAAUAAAUAAAUGAUUAUAAAGAAAACGAAAAGUGGGCAAGGUUAAAAAACGAAAUGAGACCAAUAACAAAAAAAAAAAAACACAAAAAUAACAAAAAACCAAAAAGUUAAAUGUUUAGAUUAAACAACAAUACUAAAAUUCAAGUUAAAUAAGCAAAUCAUAAUAAAAUCCUUGAACCGAACAAAAUAAAGUCUGCGGCAGAAAAUAAAAGUGAGAUAAAACCGAAACUGUUAAGCAUGGAAAUUAAGGGAAAUACAGUGAAUGUAAUGAUUUGGCAAUCGCCAAUUUCAUCAGAACGUGCAUGCAUGAAUAUCGAAAAUCAGCUACAUAAGUAAUACAUAUACUCACAUAAAAUUGAAUAGAUUAUUAUAAGGAUGUUUUAACAUUUCAUUAAAAUCGGUUCUGUUUCGUCAGGCGGUCAUAAGAAAGGGUUUGAAUAUAUAUUACUUUGUGAUGAAUAUUUAGAAUAGUGAUUUGCAACAAGCGUUUGUGCUUCUUGGUUUAUGCGUUUUCUUUUUAUUUUGAAAUUCAAUAAAAUUUCGCCUAUAUUUUAUAUUAAAUGUCCAGCAUUUGUGUAAACUACAGAACACAUUAAUGCAGUGUGCACACAUACAUAUAUAAGUGUAUAUUUAUAUAUUUAAAUUAAAUUUAAUUUAAUUGAAUAACAAAAUUAUUCUUAUGUAAUAAUUUCAAA